AACAACAACAAAAUAUCAGACAUUCAAGAGAUGGAUAAGCUUGUUUCAAUCUGGUCAAAAAGCAAACCUUUGCCUGAAUCCUAUGUAUUCCCACCAGAAACAAGACCCGGCAACCUCAAUGUUCUUACUUCCAAAACCAUCCCGGUUAUCGAUCUCCGUCAAAAUCGAGCCGAUGUUGUUCACCAGAUUCUGAAAGCCGGCGAAGAGUAUGGAUUUUUCCAGGUUGUUAAUCAUGGAGUUCCAGAAGAUGUGAUGAAUGAAAGCAUGGGUGUGUUCAAGGAGUUCUUUGAGAUGCCUGCCGAGGACAAGACCAUGCUUUAUUCCGAGGAUCCCACAAAUAGAUGCAGGCUUUCGACGAGCAGCGCAAAUUAUGCUCGGGAAAAGGUUCACCACUGGCGUGACAAAUUGCGACACCCUUGUCAUCCUGAUUUACAAGACUGCGUCAAACUUUGGCCUCAAAAGCCAAUUAGAUACAGGGAAGUUGUGGCAACAUUUUCGAUUGAGUUAAAGAAACUUGGUUCGUGGAUCCUGGAGUUAGUUGCUGAAGGGUUAGGAUUAGAAUGUGGAUACUUUGGGGAUAAAUUAAGUGAAUCUAUGAUGCUAUCAGUUAACCAUUACCCACCCUGUCCUGAUCCGAGUUUGACUCUGGGAUUAUCUAAACAUUGCGAUCCUGAUAUCAUUACCAUCCUCCUCCAGGGAGGUGUGAAAGGGCUCCAAGUCUUCAACAAUGGUGAAUGGAUUAGUGUUGAGCCCUUGCACAACGCUUUCAUCGUCAACAUUGGAAGCCUGUUACAGAUUGUAAGUAACGACAGGCUGAAGAGUGUGGAACAUCGGGUUGUAACGAACUCGAGGGUUGCUCGAACAACGGCUGCCUUCUUCAUUUCCCCAUCCGAUGAUAGCAUCAUAGAGCCCGCGAAAUCUCUAACCAGUGACGCUUCAGUUUAUAGAGCUUUCGGUUUCAAAGAAUUCAUGCUUCACUACUUACCCAACUUGGAAAACAAUGAAGUCGUUAUGGAGCAUUUUAAAUUGCAAGCUUAAUUGAUAUAAUUUAUGUAAGAAAUAUGAUGCUAACUCCACUCUGUGUCAGUAUAUUGUAUAUCUAAUAUUAUCAUACAGCUCUCCUGUUCCUCCAUUGAAAUCCCAUGGAGACCAUU
This is a messenger RNA of Hibiscus syriacus, 1154 nucleotides long. RefSeq names its product protein DMR6-LIKE OXYGENASE 1-like. The record is from RefSeq and is a predicted model, not a curated record. The transcript has 4 exons. Lineage: Eukaryota; Viridiplantae; Streptophyta; Magnoliopsida; Malvales; Malvaceae. Bases 31 to 1038 code for a protein of 335 amino acids.